GAAAGUUGCCCUCAAGAAUAAGUUUAAGAACAACAGAAAGAAGGCAGUGAAUGUGUCUACGGAAAUGCAAGCGGUUCGGGCCCAGAGCUACCGCAAGAGUCCCAGGGAGCCAGUGGUGGAGGUGGCGAACAAGAAGCUAUGCCGCCUCUCUGACAACAAUGACCUCAUCAUUUAUGGGGAGACCAUGGAGUCGCGACAAAAACAUAACGAGUGGCUACAGCAACAUUUUGCAACUGCUGAUCCAGAAGAUUUGCGGCCACGUCUUCUUGCAACAGCCAAGGAACGGCACGAGUGUCUUCGCCGAAUCACGUUGUCGGAGGCGCUCCUGCAGUAUCCUUUCCUAGCAACAGAACACUCGCUGCUGAUGGAGUUCAAUAUAUUGUUCAAAAGAACAAUACUCGACAGUAUUGAGCGUGGCUGCAGCCGUCUGUGCAGCAUCAUUCUCGACCACGCGGAGCAGGACGAGGUUGUUCAAUUCUCUGCCAUGGCUUCUGAGGAUGGUGUGCUUGGUGUCCUCAACUUCAUUGCAGGCCGCUGCAAUGAAUCACUUGAUGCUAUCUUAACAGAAACAGCUGCGGUCCCACUAACUCCAUGCCUCCAGAGGGCAUCUGAUGGCUCCCUCGCGCUGCACAUCGAUGCGCAGCGAUUGUUUGUGACGUCAUCACUGCUAGCAGGCCUGGCCUGCCUUUUCGCUUCGUUCUGGGUAUUCCACAUUGUAUACCCAAAAAAGGCCCACAGGAUUUUAACAUUCAUUGAGCACUGCUUUCUGGAUUUGUGUUACACAAAGCCACGGGUGAAAGCAUUAGAGUUAGUAAAUUUCUACAAGAACUAUUGCUAGGCAAAGAAUUUUUCAGAUUCAUAUCCUCAGAAAAGUGUAUAAAAAUUAUUUUGCCUAACAAAAGCACUGUUUGAAGGUCAGUACGCUAUCACUGGGUCCAAUGAUAAUCUCUAGUGCUCUCUCAUUUGCUUGUUGCAAUACUUUAGAGUUAUAUUUUGUAUUGUGUGUCACUUUGUUUUCACUGUACUUUACUUUCACUACAUCUUGAAUGUGUUGUGAUAGUUUUUCUUUUGCAAUGAAAGAUAUGGUGGGCAGUUGCCUACACUAAUGUGAUAGUAUGAAUGCUUGCUGUAUUUAUCACGAUUGUUUCAUUUCGCUGGGGCAGCAAUGGUCAUUAGCAGCAGAUCCUAUGUGCCCUUAAGUGCAAUAUUUUUAUUUUGCAUAGUAUUGUUCAUAAUGAUCCACUGAAUGCACUGCACACCCAUAUUCUGGACAACUGCCUGUUUGAAGAUAUCUGCAUAUUCAUUGGGUCUAAUGUGAACAUCUCUACUACUGACUUAUUCACUACUUCUUAAAUGUGUUGCACUGUGAUAGUACGAACGCUUGCUGUAUUUACCACAUGGUUGUUUCAUUUCGUCUGGGGCAGUAGUGGCCGUUAGCAGAUGUCAUUUGGCCUUAAGUGCAAUAUUUUUAUGCUGCAUAGUUAUGGUUCAUACUGAUCCAUUGUAUGCACUGCACACCCAUGUUCUGGACAACUGCCUGUUUGGAGGAAUGAUCUGCAUAUUCAGUGGGUCUAAUGUGAACAUCUCUAGUACUGCCUGUGUAUUUAUGAGUUAGAUGUUUUAUUGUGUGUCACUUUGUUUUCACUGCUUUAUUUUCACUACAUCGUGAGUGCGUUGACAGUUUUCCUUUUGCAGUGAGAGAUAUGGUGGGCAGUUGCCGGCACUAAUGUGUGAUAUUACGAAUACUUGCUGUAUUUACCAAAUCGUUGUUUCAUUUCGUCUGGGGCAGUAAUGGCCGUUAGCAGCAGAUGCUAUUUGCCCUUAAGUACAAUAUUUUUAUUUUGCAUAGUAUUGUUCAUAAUGAUCCACUGAAUGCACUGCACACCCAUGUUCUGGACAACUGCCUGUUUGAAGAAAUCUGCAUAUUCAGUGGGUCUAAUGUGAACAUCUCUACUACUGACUUAGCUUCACUACUUCUUAAAUGUGUUGCACUGUGAUAGUACGAACGCUUGCUGUAUUUACCACAUGGUUGUUUCAUUUCGUCUGGGGCAGUAGUGGCCGUUAGCAGAUGUCAUUUGGCCUUAAGUGCAAUAUUUUUAUGUUGCAUAGUUAUGGUUCAUACUGAUCCAUUGAAUGCACUGCACACCCAUGUUCUGGACAACUGCCUGUUUGGAGGAAUGAUCUGCAUAUUCAGUGGGUCUAAUGUGAACAUCUCUAGUACUGCCUGUGUAUUUAUGAGUUAGAUUUUGUAUUGUGUGUCACUUUGUUUUCACUGUGCUUUAUUUUCACUACAUCGUGAGUGCGUUGACAGUUUUCCUUUUGCAGUGAGAGAUAUGGUGGGCAGUUGCCGGCACUAACGUGAUAGUACGAAUACUUGCUGUAUUUACCACAUGGUUGUUUCAUUUCGUCUGGGGCACUAAUGGCCGUUAGCAGCAGAUGCCAUUUGGCCUUAAGUGCAAUAUUUUUAUGUUGCAUAGUUAUGGUUCAUACUGAUCCAUUGAAUGCACUGCACAACCAUGUUCUGGACAACUGCCUGUUUGAAGGAAUGAUCUGCAUAUUCAGUGGGUCUAAUGUGAACAUCUCUAGUACUGCCUGUGUAUUUAUGAGUUAGAUAUUGUAUUGUGUGUCACUUUAUUUUCACUGUAGUUUAGUGGGAUUGCACAUUGAAUGUGUUGUCAUAUUUUACUUUGCUAUGAGAGAUCUAAUGGGCAGCUACCAGCCCCAGUCUGUGUAUUAGUACAAAUAUUUAUUAUGCUUAUCACAGCAUUUUAAGGCCAUGCCUCAGGCCAUUAACUCAUGCCUGACUUUUUUAUGAGAAACAUGUCAGAACUAAUAAACAAUCACUCAUG
Molecule: messenger RNA, 2849 nt
Organism: Dermacentor andersoni
Lineage: Eukaryota; Metazoa; Arthropoda; Arachnida; Ixodida; Ixodidae
Source: RefSeq, a predicted model, not a curated record